This is a messenger RNA of Lactuca sativa (garden lettuce), 1131 nucleotides long. RefSeq lists its product as uncharacterized. Lineage: Eukaryota; Viridiplantae; Streptophyta; Magnoliopsida; Asterales; Asteraceae. The record is from RefSeq and is a predicted model, not a curated record.
AUGACGGUCGUCACAAACGAGAAGAAAGAGCUUAUACCUACACGAACGGUAACCGAUUCGCGGGUGUGCAUCUAUUAUCGAAAGCUAAACGAUGUCACUUGCAAAGACCAAUUUCCUCUCCCUUUUAUUGAUCAAAUGCUUGAGCGUUUAUCAAGCCAUAGCUUUUAUUGUUUUUUAGAUGGGUUUUCAGGCUAUUUUCAAAUCCCCAUAGAUCCAAUUGAUCAAGAGAAUACCACUUUUACUUGUCCAAGUGGAACAUUUUCUUAUCGACGCAUGCCCUUUGGGUUAUGCAAUGCGCUGACGACCUUCCAAAGAUGCAUGACGACAAUAUUCCAUGACAUGGUGGAAAAAUCCAUGGAAUUAUUCAUGGAUGAAUUUUCUAUUUUUGGCUCAUCUUUUCAUGAUUUUCUUACUAACCUCGAUUUAAUGUUUGCUAGGUGUGAAAAGACCAAUCUGGUAUUGAAUUGGGAGAAAUGUCACUUUAUGGUGAAAGAAGGCAUUAUAUUAGGUCAUAAAGUAUCCAAGACGGGGAUUGAGGUGGAUCGGGCGAAAAUUGACACUAUUGCUAAAUUACCCCCACCAACUAAUUACUUGUUUACCAAGCGGGAUGCGAAGCCGAGGUUGAUCCGAUGGGUGCUUCUACUUCAAGAAUUUGACAUCGAGAUCAAGGACAAAAAGGGGAUGGAAAAUGUAGCUGCUGACCAUCUUUCCAGAUUAGAAAAUCCAGCAAGGGGAGAGAUAGACGACAAGGGUACUGAAGAUAGUUUCUCGGAAGAGUACUUGAUGGUGAUUAUGGGGGAAGAACUUUGGUAUGCUAACAUUGCAAAUUUCUUGGCUGGGGACUUUCUUCCAAAAGGGCUCACUCAUCAACAGAAAAAGAAUCUCUUUUCAGGAAUAAAAUAUUAUUUAUGGGAUGACCCUUAUCUUUUUAGGAGUUGUGCGGAUGGGAUUAUUAGAAGAUGUGUAUUUGACAAGGAAAUCCGUGACAUUCUAGAGCAUUGCCACAAUGGGACAGUAGGGGGACAUCAUGGUGUACAAUUUACUGCUAAGAAAGUUUUUGAUGCAGGGUUCUAUUGGCCUACUAUCUUCAAGGAUGUUGCUACAUAUGUGAGGGAAUGUGAUGCUUGCUAG